GCCUGUUCGGGAAAACUACCGGGUGUAAUUUGACAGAUAUGUACAUUGGAACCGCAGAACAUGAGUUAUAAUAACGGACUGUCGGCCACGUUAAGCAGAAAUGUACCUGCGGCCUACUUCGUCCUCUUAGCGACAUUGUUGGAACUGUCUCUAGCAGCUGAAAUCCCAAAGGUGCUUCCUUUCAACUUCCUCAAGACGCUGUCUGAGGGACAGAGCGCACUGGUUACAUGCACGGUCUCUGAGGGUUCGAAACCGGUACAGCUCCAGUGGCUUAAAGACGGGCACGAAGUGAGAGCGAGCAGCACCGUAAAGAUCAAGAGGGAUGAGACCUUCGUGGUUCUCGCGAUAGAGCCCGUUCAAGUGGAAGACUCCGGGAAUUACACCUGUGUCGCCAAGAACAAGUACGGAUACGAUCGCUACACAUCGAUGCUGGAAGUUCAUGCACCACCGAAAUGGUUACAUGAACCCUCGGACGUCGCACUUACAUCUGGCGAAGCUGCGAUGCUCCACUGCAAAGCUGCUGGGCAUCCCACACCCAGCAUCAAGUGGUCAAGAUCGGGUGCUAACAUGGAAGGAAUGGAAGGCAGCUCGCGAGUUCUGGAAAACGGGACAUUCAUCAUUUCAAAGUCGGCGCCCGAAGAUACGGGUCAAUAUUCCUGUCAGGCGUCCAACGGGAUCGGCAACCCACUGUCCAAAACAAUUUCCCUAAUCGUCAAAAGAACGAUGCUGUACGCGCGCCUGCUAGGCCUCUGGAGCAUCCUCAUAUCGGCGGCGUCCGCACGAAACCAAGAAGCCCCCAAGAUACAGCCAUUCCAGCUUCCGAGUCGCGUGAAAGCCGGCGAGAAGAUCAGUGCCACCUGCAACCUGGCAUCGGGAACACCUCCCGUGACGUUCGAGUGGCUCAAGGAUGGCAGUGACGUGACCGGUCUGUCUAAGGACGUCAGUUACGACGGGAACCUGAUCUCGGUGCUGGCCAUCACAUCCGCGUCCCUCGGAGCGCAAGGGAACUACACCUGCAGGGCGAGAAACCACUUCGGCAGCGACUCUCACACCGUUCAACUCAAAGUGGAAGCUCCCCCCGUCUGGACCAAGGCGCCGGAAGAUACGGUUGGCACCAUAGGGGGGAUGCUGAACCUCACUUGUUCAGCAUCCGGUUCACCAGAGCCAGCCGUUGUUUGGAAGAAGCUCUUAGGUAAAAUACGAGCGAGAUAA
Molecule: messenger RNA, 1212 nt
Organism: Ixodes scapularis (black-legged tick)
Lineage: Eukaryota; Metazoa; Arthropoda; Arachnida; Ixodida; Ixodidae
Product: Down syndrome cell adhesion molecule-like protein Dscam2
Exons: 7
Coding region: 61-1212 (383 amino acids)
Biological process (GO): dendrite self-avoidance; axon guidance; homophilic cell-cell adhesion
Cellular component (GO): plasma membrane; axon
Molecular function (GO): cell-cell adhesion mediator activity
Source: RefSeq, a predicted model, not a curated record